Mangifera indica (mango) is the source of this 1342-nucleotide messenger RNA. Its product is annotated as pyruvate dehydrogenase (acetyl-transferring) kinase, mitochondrial-like. The coding region runs from base 93 to 1205 and encodes 370 amino acids. The transcript has 6 exons. Gene Ontology annotation, cellular component: mitochondrion. Gene Ontology annotation, biological process: regulation of glucose metabolic process; protein phosphorylation. NCBI's taxonomy places the organism in Eukaryota, Viridiplantae, Streptophyta, Magnoliopsida, Sapindales, Anacardiaceae. Gene Ontology annotation, molecular function: pyruvate dehydrogenase (acetyl-transferring) kinase activity. The record is from RefSeq and is a predicted model, not a curated record.
ACAGGAAAAGAAUAAAAAGUUGUAAUUCAAUUUUCAAUUUUGUUGAGAGGCGGAGGCAAAGGCAAAGGCAAAGGCAAAGGCAGCUUCAAGCAAUGGCUGCCAAAAAGCUGUACAAGUCGUUCUCGAACUUGAAGAGUUUGAUGGAAGAGGUUCAUAGAUGGGGAUGCAUGAAGCAGACAGGUGUCAGCUUGAGGUACAUGAUGGAGUUUGGUUCAAAACCUACUGACAGAAAUCUCUUAAUCUCUGCCCAGUUUCUUCACAAGGAGCUUCCUAUUAGAAUCGCUAGGCGCGCUAUUGAACUUGAGACCCUUCCUUAUGGCUUAUCUGAAAAGCCUGCCGUUCUCAAGGUUAGAGAUUGGUAUCUGGAUUCAUUUCGGGACAUGAGGUCAUUUCCAGAGAUAAAGGAUUCAAGUGAUGAGAGGGAAUUUACACAAAUGAUCAAGGCGAUUAAGGUGAGGCACAAUAAUGUGGUACCCAUGAUGGCAUUGGGAGUUCAACAGUUAAAGAAAGGGAUGAAUCCCAAGAUUGUUUAUGAGGAUCUUGAUGAGAUUCAUCAGUUUCUGGAUCGGUUUUACAUGUCGAGAAUUGGAAUUCGUAUGCUUAUUGGGCAACAUGUUGAGUUGCACAAUACAAAUCCCCCUCAUUGUGUUGGUUGUAUAGAUACAAAAAUGUCUCCGAUGGAGGUUGCAAGGAAUGCCAGUGAGGAUGCACGUAGUAUUUGUUUUUGGGAGUAUGGCAGUGCUCCUGAUGUUAAUAUAUAUGGUGAUCCCAAUUUUACAUUCCCGUAUGUUCCCUCACACUUGCAACUUAUGGUAUUUGAAUUGGUUAAGAAUUCAUUGCGUGCUGUUGAAGAACGUUUUUUGGACUCAGAUAAAGUCGCUCCUCCUAUUCGAAUAAUAGUUGCUGAUGGAUUGGAGGAUGUUACUAUUAAGGUCUCUGAUGAGGGGGGUGGCAUUCCAAGAAGUGGUCUCCCCAAAAUAUUCACAUAUCUUUAUAGCACAGCAAAAAGCCCAUUGGAUGAAAAUUUAGAUCUUGAUUCAACAGAUGCGGUAACAAUGGCUGGAUAUGGAUGUGGGCUUCCAAUAAGCCGCCUCUAUGCACGGUAUUUUGGUGGAGAUCUGCAAAUUAUCUCUAUGGAAGGAUAUGGAACGGAUGCAUAUCUUCAUUUGUCACGUUUGGGGGAUUCACAAGAGCCGCUGCCAUGAAAUUAGGUGGAUCUUCUCAAAAAACUGUUAUUGAAAAUACUAGACAAAUGGUGUAAAUUUUGUUCAAGGGAUCCAUUCCUGUCAAAUAUAAGCUUAAUAAAUUGGCAGUUUCCCUGCCUGUUCUUGGUUCUUGGCCA